Molecule: messenger RNA, 495 nt
Organism: Cinara cedri
Lineage: Eukaryota; Metazoa; Arthropoda; Insecta; Hemiptera; Aphididae
Source: the annotation of a GenBank genome assembly
AUGAUUCCCAUGACUGGACAAACUCAAGGUGUUGAUUAUUUGAACACAAUAGUAUGUUUUUUUAACGAGCGUAGCAUUGAUUUGAAAAAGGUUUUUUCUGUGUGUACUGAUGGUUGCCCAUCAAUGUUAGGCCGGAAUAUAGGGUUCGUUCAGUUGUUGAAAAAAUAUUUGGAAAACGAUAAUUUAUUAAGCUUUCAUUGUAUUAUUCAUCAAGAAAGCUUAGCUGUUAAAUUAGGUGAAAAUUUUAGCUGUGUUAUGAAACAAGUUGUAAAGAUCGUGAAUUUUAUAAGGUCAAAUGAACUGAACCACAGAACGUUCCAAGAGUUUUUGAAAGAACUUAUAUCACAAUACGGGGACGUGCUUUACCAUACAGAAGUGAGAUGGCUGAGUAAGGGUAAAGUUUUGGAACGUUUCUUCAGUAUUCGUCAUGAGAUUACUCUGUUUUUAGCUACAAAGGAAAAAGAGUAUCCUGAUGUUUAUGAUUUUAGUUGGUAG